Molecule: messenger RNA, 889 nt
Organism: Patiria miniata (bat star)
Lineage: Eukaryota; Metazoa; Echinodermata; Asteroidea; Valvatida; Asterinidae
Exons: 1
Coding region: 481-858 (125 amino acids)
Source: RefSeq, a predicted model, not a curated record
AUUCACGUUCGAUCAUCCUUGUCUCAAUGUCGCCAGUAGAACAUGGCGACAAAGUGAGACACGAGCUUUUUGGGGUCUCCGUGUAAAAAAUCCUUAGUAUGUUCGUUAUCCUAGCCUCAGCAUACGUAGAUAUCAUACCAAUUGUCAAUAAGGACAUACUCAAGCCUUGGAGACCGUUUGGUGAGAAAGAAAACGACAAAAUCAGUGAGCGAUCCUGGAUCACCACCAACGUUAUCGCCACAGUCUGCAAACCCAAGCACAGAGCAGUCCCUUUCCGACACCGACGAGUUUAAACACCUUGUCCGUCAAACCCUGACAGAGAUUCAAUCAGGACAAAAAGAGUUACGUAACUGCAUACAUAGGCUGGAACAGAAUAUCAAUGACUCCAUUGAAUUCCAGAGUAAGCGUAUUGACGGCUUGGAGUUGAAGAUAAAAGAACUUGACCGGAUAACUGCAGUGGUUGCCAAGGCUGAGAAAACCAUGGCCGACCAUGCCGAGCAGCUAAACAAGCUGGAACGCUUCUCUCGGAGAAAUAAUCUUCGGGUUAUCGGCUUCCCACAGCAGAAAGUUGAAGACUGCCUGGCUCUCGCUCACAAUCUCUUCAAGGAGAAAUUCAAGAUGCCAGAUGCAAAGCUGGAACGAGCUCACCGUGAUGGCCCAAAGAUGGACGGCAGACCACAGCACCUUCUUAUCAAGCUGAACUGCUAUCAGGACAAAAUCAAGAUCCUCCAGCAACAGCGACAAGUCCGGACAAGUCGAAGACCUGACCAGAGCCGACCUGCAAGAGAAGAGAAAAUGGUCAACACAAGCCUCCGCAGCGAACAAGGAGGGAAUGAAGUACAGGUUCGUAGCCGGUAAGUGGAGAGGUGCAGGCGGCGCACUAGCUGAC